Trichomonas vaginalis G3 is the source of this 2280-nucleotide messenger RNA. Its product is annotated as myotrophin family. Bases 1 to 2280 code for a protein of 759 amino acids. Gene Ontology annotation, molecular function: protein binding. NCBI's taxonomy places the organism in Eukaryota, Parabasalia, Trichomonadida, Trichomonadidae. The transcript has a single exon. The record is from RefSeq and is a predicted model, not a curated record. Gene Ontology annotation, cellular component: nucleus; cytoplasm.
AUGUCAAGACAAUUCCCAAUGAAGGAUUCAAUUGAAUUUAUUGUUAUGCAUGACCAAAUUGAUAAGUUCAAGGAAUAUAUUACUCAAAAAAGAAUAGAGCCAGAACUAUAUUUUCUGGAAAUUCCUGAUAUGUCAAGACAAUUUGAUUGCAAUUCUAUAAAGUUAUCAUUGAUUGAAGCAUGUGUCUAUUUUGGAUCUGUUAACAUUUUCCAUUUCUUACUUUCAAAUCUUACAUGCCAAAAAACACAGAAUUGUCUUUGCUACUCAAUAAUCGGCCGAAAUACAGAUAUUAUCAACGAAUGUUUGAAAGAUAAUGAAAUAAGCAUUGAUUGUCUCAAAUACAUUGUAAGUUCACAUAAUAAUGAAAUGCUUGAAUAUAUCAUUGAAUAUAAAUAUUUUGUAUUUGAAGAAUGGAUUCAAAACAUCAAAACAUCUGAUGGUUUUAAAUAUAUUAUUAAAUAUCAAAACUUAAAGGCCGUAUUUUUGCUUUUCGAGAAGGACAAGAAUUCUAUUGUUCCAUGGUGUGCUUCAUUUCCACAAACAAUAGAUAUUCUCAGAAACAAUGAUUUUCCUGAUAAAACCGAUUAUCGUAAUAGGAAUAUUAUACAUUUUGCAUGUAAAUCGCAAAAUUCUGAUAUUUGUAUAGUAUUACUUGCAUCAUCUAAUAAAUUUGGAGUCAAUUGUAUGGAUAUUAAGAGAAUGACUCCACUCCAUUACGCUGCAAAAUUGAAUAAUAAAAUUAUAGUUGAAUGUCUUCUUUCACAUGGCGCAGAUAUCAAUGAAAAAGAUUAUUAUGGAAAAACUGCUCUCAAUAUUGCAUUAGAAAAUAAUAAUAAAGAAAUUGCAGAACUUCUUCUUUUUUAUGGCGCAAAUAUCAAUGAAAAAGAUAAAGAUGGAAAAACCGUUCUCCAUUAUGCAGCAGAAAAUAAUAAUAAAGAAAUUACAGAAUUUCUUCUUUUAUAUGGCGCAGAUAUCAAUGAAAAAGGUGAAGAUGGAAAUACCGCUCUUCAUUAUGCAGCAGAAAAUAAUAAUAAAGAAACAUUAAUACUUCUUCUUUCAUAUGGUGCAAAUAUCAAUGAAAAAGAUUAUUAUGGAAAAACUGCUCUCAAUAUUGCAUUAGAAAAUAAUAAUAAAGAAAUUGCAGAACUUCUUCUUUUUUAUGGCGCAAAUAUCAAUGAAAAAGAUUAUUAUGGAAAAACUGCUCUCAAUAUUGCAUUAGAAAAUAAUAAUAAAGAAAUUGCAGAACUUCUUCUUUUUUAUGGCGCAAAUAUCAAUGAAAAAGAUAAAGACGGAAAAACCGCUCUCUGUAUUGCAACAAAAUUUAAUAGUAACGAAAUGACAGAAUUUCUUCUUUCUCAUGGUGCAAAUAGCAAUGAAAGUGAUAAAGAUGGAAACACCGCUCACCAUAUUGCAGCAUUUUAUAAUAAUAAAGAAACAAUGGAAGUUCUUCUUGUAUAUGGCGCAAAUAUUAAUGAAAAAAAUAAUCAUGGAAACACCGCUCUCCAUAUUGCAGCAUUACAUAAUAGAAAAAUUUUAAUUCAACUUCUUAUUACGCAUGGUGGAAAUAUCAAUGAAAAAGAUAAUGAUGGAAAAACCGCUCUCUAUAUUGCAACAGAAAAUAAUAAUAAAGAAGCAGCUGAACUUCUUCUUUCAUAUGGUGCAAAUAUCAAUGAAAAAGAUAAUUAUGGAAACACUGUUCUCCGUAUUGCAGCAUUUAGUGAUAAAAAAGAAACAGCAAAAUUUCUUCUUUCACAUGGUGCAAAUAUCAAUGAAAAAGAUAAUCAAGGAAAUACCGCUCUCCAUAUUGCAGCAUCACAUAAUAGAAAAGAAAUGGCAGAACUUCUUCUUUCACAUGAUGUAAAUCUCAAUGAAAAAGAUAAUUAUGGAAGAACUGCUCUCCAUAUUUCAGCAGACUAUUGUUAUAAAGAAAUAUUUGAACUUCUUCUUUCGCAUGGGGCAAAUUUCAAUGAAAAGGAUAACUAUGGAAGAACUGCUCUCCAUAUCGCAGCACAAUAUAAUAAAAAAGAAAUAUUUGAACUUCUUCUUUCGCAUGGUGUAAAUCUCAAUGAAAGAGAUAAAGAAGGAAACACUGCUCUCCAUAUCGCAGCACAAUAUAAUAAAAUAGAAACAGCAGAAUUUCUUAUUGAACAUGGUGCAAAUAUCAAUGAAAAAAAUAAUCAUGGAAAUACCGCUCUCUAUAUUGCAGAACAAUACAAUAAUAAAGAAUUGGCAGAACUUCUUCUUUCACAUGGUGCAACUAUAAAUGAUUAUAUAUAUUAG